This is a messenger RNA of Chrysoperla carnea, 7437 nucleotides long. RefSeq lists its product as uncharacterized. Bases 46 to 7317 code for a protein of 2423 amino acids. The record is from RefSeq and is a predicted model, not a curated record. Lineage: Eukaryota; Metazoa; Arthropoda; Insecta; Neuroptera; Chrysopidae. The transcript is spliced from 3 exons.
UUGAGCGUUCAUUGAAGUAUGAACGUAUUAGUUUGAGAACAAAAAAUGGUUCAAAAUGUAUUCAUUAAAUGUAAUGUGUUCAGUUAUUGUAUAUUGUUAUGUUUAAUUUCGGCAUUAACAUGUGGACACGCUCGAAAAAUAUCGAAAAUAGAAUUAAAACCAAUCGAAUAUGAAUCAAUUGUAAAACCAUUACGAGAAACGAUUAAAGAAGAAUUUCCUAGAAUAACUGAAACAACGACUGAAGUACCUACAACUUUUCAAAUACAACAACCCUAUGAACCAGAACAUCAGAUUUUACCAACAGCAACCGCUGAAGAUGAUAUUCAUGAGGUAACAACGAUUAUUCCAACAAUUCGUCAAGAUACCUACGACGAUGAAGCUGAUGAAAUCACACCACCUUCAUUAAUCGAACUAGUUGGACCUGAACCGAUGACAAUCGAAGAGGAAGACAGCUCUGAUGAAUUACCUCCACAAAUGUACGAUUCCAAUGGAAAUCCCGUUCCGAUAAAUUAUAUCACACCAAUCACGAUAAAUUCUCCAUAUCCUUACGUUCAAACUCAUGUACAUAUCCCAGGUCCAGAAAAUCUAUACAGUUAUAUACAAAACAAACGUCCUGCUCGUAAUUCUGGAGGACGUCACCAUUAUCAGAAUAAUUACUACCGUCCUUACGUCACCCAUGAUUAUUCCCGUCAAGAACCAAUCGAUUGGAAUCAUAUCCAGAAUAUUGUACAAGGAGUGCGAAGAUUACAACCUCAAAACUCUUAUGGACGCAGAUAUUUUGAACCACAAGUAAUUUCAGCAGCGGAUUUAGAUGAAAUUGUUAUCGAUAAUCGACAAUCAAACGAUAAUGAAGUAAUAUUUUUAAGUAAUAAUGUUGAAACUGUUCCAAGUGUUCCAAACACAUCGCAAGAUAUUGUUAUCAACAAUGUUGUAAGUAUCGAAGAUGUUGAACCAGAAAAUAACGUACAAGUUAAAGAAAAUGUACAUCAACUAUUGAGCAACAUUGAAUUAAAACAUCCCGAACAAAAAGUUUACAAAAUCAACGUAGUCGAAUCAACCGAAAAUCUCGCUGAAGUUGAUGAACUAAAUAAUAAUUUAGUACGAUUAAAAAUUCAAGGAAAAGUUAAUCAUCACGAAUUAAAUUCCCGUGAACAAACCGUACAAAAUUAUGAUAACGUAGCGAUUAUUAAAACUCGUCCGGGUAGUGGAAUACAUGGUGAUUUAACAGUUGAUGUACACGGUCAUGUCCGAUCAAAUGAGCAACAAUCACGUGAAAAUGGACGAGUUGAUAUUCAUGUCCAUGGUAACCUACAAAGUGGAGAAAAUGGAAAUAUCGUGGUUGAUGAACGGAAACAUUAUAAUAUCCAUCAACAAGAUGCGCACUCGCAUAUCUUAGAACGGGAUCAUUUACGAGUUGAUGCAAAAUCACACGAAAGUCGUGAACAUAUCAAUAUUGAUAAGUAUACACGAACGAAAACCAAUGAAGAUCAGGAACACGUAAUAACACGUGAACAUGUCAAUCAUAGUAAGGAUAAUGCACGGGAACAUUUAAAUUUACAUGAACAUCGUAAUAUCCAUGUUGAUUCGAAUGAAAAUCAACAACACGUUAAGAUCAACGAACAUGAAAAUUUAAAUUAUCGUGAUAAAGUCCAUAACGAGCGAAUACAUUCCUCGGAAGGAGAACAUUUUAAUUAUAAAUUGAAUCAACAAAAUGGAGAUGAACGUUUUUAUUUAAACGAGCACAAUCAUUUAAAUGCACGUAAUCAACAAGAACGUGUACAUUUACAUGAAUCGAAUCGUGUAAAAUCAAACAACGAUCAUCUUUAUAUUAACGAUCAUGCACAUGUUGAUCUACGCACACCAAAUGAAAAAAUCAAUGCUAAUGAACGAAUUGUCGUCCAUAAUGAUCGUGAUCAAGAAGAUAUUCGUUUUUAUAAUCGUGGACAUAUACAUAAUCGUUUACAAAAUCAACAAAAUCAACAGGAAAGAAUUCGUAUCGUUGAAAAUGUACAAAAUAUUGGUGUGAACGAGAAUCAACAAGUCUUAAUCAAUAAACCAAUAAGAGUUUCAUCAAUAAAUCAACAACGUCCUGAAUUUGGUUAUCGUAAUGUACAACCACGUGUUCUUAAUCAACAAGUUCGUAAUCGAUUGGUAAAUAAUCGUAAUCAACAAAAUGUUUUGGUGUCGUCGGAUGUAUCUCAAAAUGUUGUUGGUGGUGGACAGAUAGUUAAUCAACAAGCUGAUUCAACGAUAUUGUAUUCUAAUGAAAAUGAUGGAUCUAAUCAACAAAAUCAACAGAAUAUUCUAGUAUCAUCUGAUGCCUCACAAAAUUUGUUUGGAAGAGGCCAGAUAGUUAAUCAACAAGCUGAUUCAACGGUUUUGUAUUCUAGCAAUGAAAGUAAUCAAGGUUCAUUGUCUAAUCAACAAAAUCAACAGAAUGUUUUAGUUUCUUCUGACGUCUCCCAAAAUGUUCUUGGAAGAGGGCAGAUAGUUAAUCAACAAGCUGAUUCAACUAUUUUGUAUUCCAGCAACGAAAGUAACCAAGGCUCAUUGUCUAAUCAACAAAAUCAGCAGAAUAUUUUAGUGUCUUCAGACGUGUCUCAAAAUGUUCAAGGAAGAGGUCAGAUAGUUAAUCAACAAGCUGAUUCAACUAUUUUGUACUCUAGUAACGAAAACAGCCAAGGUUCAUUGUCUAAUCAACAAAAUCAACAGAACAUUUUAGUGUCUUCAGACGUAUCUCAAAAUGUUCGUGGAAGAGGCCAGAUAGUUAAUCAACAAGCUGAUUCAACUAUUUUGUACUCUAGUAACGAAAAUAGCCAAGAUUCAUUGUCUAAUCAACAAAACCAACAGAAUAUUUUAGUGUCUUCAGACGUGUCCCAAGAUAUUCGUGGAAGAGGUCAGAUAGUGAAUCAACAAGCUGAUUCUACUAUUUUGUAUUCCAGCAACGAAAAUAAUCAAGGUUCGGUGUAUAAUCAACAAAAUCAACAGAAUAUUUUAGUGUCUUCAGACGCUUCUCAAAAUGUUCUUGGAAGAGGUCAGAUAGUAAAUCAACAAGCUGAUUCAACUAUUUUGUAUUCCAGCAACGAAAAUAACCAAGGUUCGUUGUCUAAUCAACAGAAUAUUUUAGUGUCAUCAGACGCAUCUCAAAAUGUUGUUGGAAGAGGUCAGAUAGUUAAUCAACAAGCAGAUGCAACUAUUUUAUACUCUAGUAACGAAAAUAGAUACGGCUCUCGAUCUAAUCAACAAAAUCGACAGAAUAUAUUGGUAGCUUCGGAUGCAUCUCAAAAUGUUGUUGGAAAUAGUCAAUUAGUACAUCAACAAGCUGACUCAAAUAUUUUGUACUCCAAUGUCAAUAGUAACAGACUUGGUUCCUCAUCAAAUCAACGCAAUCAAGAAAAUAUUCUAGUAUCUUCCGAUGUUUCCCAAAAUGUCGCUGGAAGUGGUCGAUUAGUUAAUCAACAAGUUGAUUCAAAUAUUUUGUACUCUAGCAAUGCAAACAAUAACAGACAUGGUUCCUCAUCAAAUCAACGCAAUCAAGAAAAUAUUGUAGUAUCUUCAGAUGUUUCCCAAAAUUCAUUUGGAAGUGGUCGAUUAGUUAAUCAACAAGCUGACUCGAAUAUUUUGUACUCCAGCAACGUAAAUAACAGACAUGGUUCUUCAUCAAACCAACGCAAUCAAGAAAAAAUUUUGGUAUCUUCAGAUGUUUCCCAAAAUUCAGUUGAAAGUGGUCGAUUAGUUAAUCAACAAGUUGAUUCAAAUAUUUUGUACUCCAGCAAUGCAAAUAGUAACAGACAUGGUUCUUCAUCAAAUCAACGCAAUCAAGAAAAUAUUGUAGUAUCUUCCGAUGUUUCCCAAAAUGUCGCUGGAAGUGGUCGAUUGGUUAAUCAACAAGUUGAUUCAAAUAUUUUGUACUCCAGCAAUGCAAAUAGUAACAGACAUAGUUCCUCAUCAAAUCAACGCAAUCAAGAAAAUAUUGUAGUAUCUUCCGAUGUUUUCCAAAAUGUCGCUGGAAGUGGUCGAUUAGUUAAUCAACAAGUUGAUUCAAAUAUUUUGUACUCUAGCAAUGCAAACAAUAACAGACAUGGUUCCUCAUCAAAUCAACGCAAUCAAGAAAAUAUUGUAGUAUCUUCAGAUGUUUCCCAAAAUUCAUUUGGAAGUGGUCGAUUAGUUAAUCAACAAGCUGACUCGAAUAUUUUGUACUCCAGCAACGUAAAUAACAGACAUGGUUCUUCAUCAAACCAACGCAAUCAAGAAAAUAUUCUAGUGUCUUCAGAUGUUUCUCAAAAUUCAGUUGGAAGUGGUCGAUUAGUUAAUCAACAAGCUGAUUCAAACAUUCUAUACUCAAGCAAUGCAAAUAGUAACAGCCAUGGUUCCUCAUCAAAUCAACGCAAUCAAGAAAAUAUCCAAGUAUCUUCAGAUGCCUCCCAAAAUGUAAUUGGAAAUGGGCGAAUUGUUAAUCAGCAAGCCGAUUCCAAUAUUUUAUACAGAAACCAAGGUAGCUCUUAUGGCCGUGUUAACCAACAAUAUUUGAAUGGAAGAUAUGCCCCAAUCAACUCUCAACAAAGCAGUUAUGAAUCCACUCAGUACUCACAAAGAGGUAAUUAUCAAAAUUAUCGGAUUGGUGGCCCACAAUCGUACCGAAAUUAUGUGCCAAGACCCAUUACAGUUUCUGCUAACGAACCUUUAAUUGGAAAACGUAACUCUGAUGAACAUGAACAAAGUGUUGAAAAUACACAUUUUGUACAAGACCGUAGAAAUUUUGGUCAAAUAUAUGAAAAUGCUCAAACUGUUUCAGCCUAUGGUGAUGAACAAGGUUACUAUGUAGUUCCACAACAAGUGUUUGUUCCAGUUAAUCAAGUUAAUCAAGAUAUUAUCAAUUCAAAUAUAAUUGCUGAUGAAUUAUUAUUAGAUCCAAUUUUGGAUAAUCAACAAAAUUUCGAUAAUCAAGAAGUGAUUUAUGUUUAUGAAGAUAGUCCAUAUUUGGAUAAUCAAGUUUAUGUGGACAGUCAAUCAAAUAGUGGAAAUCAACAAGUUUAUGUUAGUAGUCAAGAAUCGAUUGUAUCAAAUAAUGGAAAUCAACAAGUCUCCGGAAAUAUUAACUCAAAUGUUAAUAUUUUGGAGAGACAAAACUCCAAUGGUGCAUCAAGUGAGAGAAUUAAUAUCGAUAGCCAAGAAUCUCUCAGAGUAAGAAAUGGAAAUCAACGAAUCAACGAGAAUAUUAAUUCGAAUAUCAAUGUUUUGGAGAGACAGAACUCAAAUGGAGCAUCAAGCGAAAGAAUUAAUAUUGAUAAUCAAGAAUCUCUUAGCUUAAGAAAUGGAAAUCAACGAAUUAACGAAAAUAUUAAUUCGAAUAUCAAUGUUUUGGAGAGACAAAACUCCAAUGGUGCAUCAAGUGAGAGAAUCAAUAUCGACAGUCAAGAAUCUCUUCGAGUAAGAAAUGGAAAUCAACGAAUUAACGAGAAUAUUAAAUCGAAUAUCAAUGUUUUGGAGAAACAGAACUCAAAUGGAGCAUCAAGUGAAAGAAUAAAUAUCGACAGUCAAGAAUCUCUAAGAUUGAGAAAUGGAAAUCAACGAAUCAACGAGAAUAUUAACUCGAAUAUUAAUGUUUUGGAGAGACAAAAUUCAAAUGGAGCAUCAAGUGAAAGAAUAAAUAUCGACAGUCAAGAAUCGCUUCGAGUAAGAAAUGGAAAUCAACGAAUUAGCGAGAAAAUUAAUUCAAAUAAUGUUUUGGAGAGACAAAAUUCAAACAGUGGAUCAAGUGAGAGAAUUAACAUUGAUAGCCAAGAAACCCUUAAAAUAAGACAAAACGGCGCUGGGAUUUCUUCAAACGAACGUGUAAAUCUACAAAAUAAUCAACGAGUUACCCUUUUAACUAACGAAGAUAUUGAAUCAUCAAUUGCAUGCAAUGAUGAUAGCUCCUCGGUUUCAAGCGUUGUAAAUAAUCAACAAAUCGUGUCCAAUGCAAAUAUCAAUCGUAUUGAUUCUUCCCAAGUAAUUUCUUUGAAUCAACAAAACCCCGAAUACGUUGUUUUGACACCGGUGGUUGAAGAAGUUGGUUCAGUUGAAAAUAUUCAAGCAACAAUUACCUACAAUGAAGGUGGUCGACAAAUUAUUGAAGAAAUUGAACCGGGAACCGAAAAUGGUGUUCAACAUAUUCGAAUAACUUCGGUUGAAGAAGAUGAUUGUGGUGAUUUAAUAACACAUCAAUUAAAUGCUGAUGUACGGACUGUCAUCCAAAAUGACAACAUCCAAAAUCAACAACAAGCCAUUACGAUUGUGGAAAAUUUACAAUUUAAUGAGAAUCAACAAUUGCAACAAUCGAUUAAUGAUCGUAAUCAAAUCGUAAUUCGUACCAAUAACAAUAAUGCUCAACAGUUAAAACCUGUUGAAAUCGGUUGUGAUUCAGUGGAAGUUGUAAGUAAUGUAGCAUUUAGACCAAUUGAAGAACGUCGUAUUCAGUCUUUUUUAGGCGAUUGUGGAAGCGACGGAAGCUUGCAGCGAGCUUCGCCGCUUCCACCAUUAACAGUGACACCAACCAACGCUGGCGACGUAAACGACAUCAUCAAUAAUAUAUUCAUUCGGGAACAAACCGCAUGUGAACGAUUACAAAAUCAACGAAAUCAACAAAAUCAAUUAACAUACUAUGUUGAUAACGGACAACGAACUCUUCCUCCAGUAAGUGUACCGAAAUUUGUUACACUCAAUUCUGGAUCAGUUUAUGAUGUAGGAUCAUCGAGUGGUAAUAUUGUAGCUAUUUCUGAAGUUGUACCUCGAACUGAUUCCAUUUUGGAAACUACUGCAUCAAUUGUUGAUGAUUUAGAUCAACAAGGAGAUGUGUAUCUUGGAGACGCAGAAAUUGGACCAGCUGGAGCCUUAGAUUUAGAAACCUUAUCAUUUAAAAAACCCGUUAUUAAUUCUCCAACGCCACAAUCACAAAUUGUUCAAAUUUCUCCCGACAAUUUAGAACGUUUAGGCUACGAUAAAUACGUACCAGAAACGGCAACGAAAAAAGCACCAAAAAUCAAUGUAAUCGAUAAUGAUCGGGAACAUCAAAGGCGUUCGAAACAACAACGCCGUCAACAAAAUCGUGGUUUCUUGCCCUUUCGUAAUGGACAUGUUCACGGAAUUUAUGGAUCGAUUGAUCGGCAAACCGGUUCGGAAACGGCGACAUUAUUAAAUACCGAUCAAUUUAGAGAUAUUGUGGCAAAUGUUGAUCCACAAAGUCCAGUGACCAUACAGAAAUUACAAAAACCAUGCCCACCAAAAGAAUUGAUAAUUAGUGAUAAUAUUCGUGUAAUUAAUGGAUUUUCAGAUUGAGAACGUGAAAAUGUAUUUGCCAUUAUUUUUAAUCGAAGAUGUUAAAGAUAUUUUAUAAAAAGUUGUUAAAGUUUUUUUAUUUUAUUGUUAUUAAUUUUUUUUUAUUGUAUUAUGUAAAUA